Molecule: messenger RNA, 1581 nt
Organism: Durio zibethinus
Lineage: Eukaryota; Viridiplantae; Streptophyta; Magnoliopsida; Malvales; Malvaceae
Product: heavy metal-associated isoprenylated plant protein 3-like
Molecular function (GO): metal ion binding
Source: RefSeq, a predicted model, not a curated record
AGCCAGGAACUUCCAAUCUCUGUCUCUCUCUCUCCCAAUUACUCAUAAAAGCCGUACCCUUUUUUUAACCCUACCACUUUAGUACCCCACUUAGCCCCAUUCCUUAGCCAGUGCCAUCACCUAAUUUCACGCGUUUAAAUCCAUCCAUGCACUCCAGACAUACAUCAUCUUCAUCACCAUCCAUCAUCCAUCAUCAUCAUCAUCAGCAUUUCACUCCAACAUGCCAUCUCCCUUUCUAUAAAUACUCCCUCCAACUCCUCUACUCCUUUAUCGAUUCCUAUUUCCACUCAUAACAAAACCAAUUUAUAUAACGAAUUUCGACUCACAAUGGGAGAGGUCAGUUAGCGAAUACUCUCUCUUUUUGCCGUUUCGUCUUCUUUUCUUUUAUUUUUGGUUGAUAAUUUUCCGUAUCUUAUAUGGGUUGCUCUUGGUCUAUGUUGCAGAAAAAGAAUGGAAACAAGAAAGAAGGGGAUGGAGAAAAGAAGGAAAAGGGUUCCUUAACCGUUGUUUUGAAAGUUGAUUGUCUUUGUGAAGGUUGUGAUACCAAAAUCCGCAAAUACAUUCGUAAAUUUGAAGGUGUAGAAGCAGUGAAAACAGAGAGCAGCUCAAACAAAGUGACAGUGAUAGGAGCUGUGGAUCCAACAGCCAUUAAAGAGAAGCUCCUGAAGAAAACCAAGAAGAAAGUUGACCUCAUUUCUUCUCAACCAAAGAAAGAUGAUAAGAAAGAAGAGAAAAAAGAGAAAAAACCUGACAAAGAGAAAAACCAGGAUUCUGAUAAUAAACCAGAGAAAAAGGAAAAACCCAAAGAGGCCCCGGUAACUACGGCUGAUUUGAAGGUGCAAGUGAAAUGCCAGUGCCAGGGAUGCAUUGUCAAGAUUCGCAAAAUUGUCUCUGAAACCAAAGGUGUGCAGGAGUUGAAAGUAGACGAGCAGAAGGAGCUCGUCACAGUCAAGGGGACUAUGAAUGUUAAGGCCUUGGCGGAGGCUUUGAAGGACAAACUGAAGAAGAAUGUUGAGAUUGUGCCUCCUAAGAAAGAGAAAGAUAGCAACAAGGAGGGUGACGAGAGUGGGGGUGGUGGCGGUGCGAAGACGAAGAACAAAGGUGGUGGAGAUGGUGGAAAUGGUGCUAAUGCUGGUGGUGGUAAGAUGGAUUUAAUGGUUCAACCUGAAUUUGGAUACAUGCCGACUUAUUAUGGAUACGGGCACCCCGGCUAUGGGUAUGGUUACGGGCAUCCACACCCGCACGGGCAUGGCCAUGGUUACCCUGGGUAUGUGCCUGAUUACCCCGUGUCUGUUCAUCCACCUCACCAGAUGUUUAAUGAUGAGAAUCCUAAUGCUUGUGUCAUUUUGUGAGGAGAAAUGGGGUUUAUGGUAUAGGUUUUUAGGUUAAGGUAAAUGGGAAAACGUGUAAAUAAGAAAUAGAGAAGAGAGUUUACUUGGAAGGAAAAUUUUGAGUUAAACUUGGAGCUCCAAAGCCUGUUUGGGUUUUUAUAUAUGUUGGAUUCUAAGGUUUUGAUCUCGUUAUUUGUUGUUGAAAAUGUUAAAUGUUGGCAAUUUUAAUGUGAUUAGUGGUAUUUUGCUA